UCAACGCCAGCUGUUCCAGUGACUGCCGGUGAUUUUGUAAUUUUAUUAUCGAAACUAGUUGAAGAAAUAAUUAAAAAAUGGAUGAAAUUGAAUACAAAUUGAACACUAACAACAGUGUUUUGAUAGUCAAUGCAAUCGACAAGCUGAUAUCUACUAUUAAAUCGAAAUAUAAGCCAAUAGAAAGACAGCGGUUUGUGAACGAAAAUGAAGAGCUAAAGUUGUUGAGAGAAAAGUGUUCUUCAAAGGAUGCUAAGGUUAGCCUGACGGCGUGUCAGGGUUUGCUGGCGUUGGUGGAACUCGGGGUCUUGGAGAUAGCCCACACUAUGUCCACUGUUGUAACUCUACUGCCCAGCACACACAACUACUCAGCCAUAAUAUCCACAAUGGCUGGUCUAUUGAUUUUGGAUCUGAAGGCUCGCCUGGUACCAGGCCACCAGUACAAAUGUCAGUUCAGUCUGAAGUCUCCGCAACAUCCGUUUAUCACUGUGCUGGAUAAGAACAAGGAUGCCGAGGGUGACAUACUAGCUCAGAUGCAUGCGUUGUGCACACAUCCUGAUUAUACGGUAUCAUCAAAUAGCUUAGAGCUGCUGAGACCAGUGUUCUUCUGGCUGACCUGUCAUCCACAGAGGGAAGGUAGUAUCAGACCCUGGCAACUGUUGCUCAGUCUACCACAGACAACUGCUCAAUCCUCCCUUCUACUUGCCUGUCUUAGUUGCCAACAGAUCUACAACCCGGCUCUAAUAGAAAGUUCGUACGCGGCAUACAGGGCGGUGACAGAAGCAGCAGUGUUCCAGCAACAUACGGAACAUGUCAUGGCGCUACUCCCCAUGCUCGCCAGAGUUUCCUAUCAACUUAUCAAAUUAGAACGAGACCCUCGUUCGUGCUACAACCUGAUAGAGCGGUGCUUUGCCCUCGACGCCCCAGAGCUAAGGACUGUCGCCGGCAUCACGCUCAUGUUGCUGGCUGAGAAUCUCGCUGAUACAUCCGCUUUGUAUCUUCAUGAAUUGUUCAAUUUGUGUAUAAAUAUAAUCAGCAAAUACGAGUAUUCAUCAAUUUCCCUCAACGUGUUUGUGGCUCUCUCACUACAAUGGUUGAAUCUCCCAUCCUACCUCACAGCAUCAGCUCUCAAAGUAGCUUCAAAGAUCCUGGACAUAUACCAGGAUAACUACAAAGACGACACAAGACUUCACACACCGAAUCUCAAAGCCAAUAAAACAUUCCAAUCUCUAUUAUACACAGAUAGCCAUCUUUCAAUUGUCUUCAAAUUGAACCAAAAUUGGGAGCGAAUGAGGGAUAACCCGGACAAAUUGAAGAGCUGGCUCGAUUCCUUAGCCACAGUAAAUAAUGAAAUCAAAUUAGAAUUGUUACCAUUUUUACUGGGAAUGGUUUUAGAGAAACGUAAGGAAGCGUGGUAUGAAGAGGUUGUUGUUAAAGUCAUUAGGAUUGUGGUAAAUCUGGUUGGUUAUAAGAAGGAGAUUUCUGUACAGUUACUGCCGCUGUUAAUGUAUAAGAUAGCUAAUGAUAGAUGUCCUGUCGUGAAGUUGGAGUGUUUAAGAGCUCUGCCUUUGAUGGCGAAGACUAAGGAAAAUGUGCCAACUAUAGUGUCUGUAUUGAAUAAGUUGAAGGCUAAUAAAGGUGUACCGACCUCAUUCCUCAUCAUGUUAUACACCAGCUUAGCAGAAACACAGGUGCGAUGCUUCCCAUACCUACAAGAAAUGCUCGUGGAUCCGGGUGUGGGAAAACAGGAUGACUUGAAGUGGGAGCUUGACAUAGCUAAGGCGAUUGCUGUUGAUAGGAUAUGUGAGAUACGUCCGACAAGCCACGGCCUGGAGUUGGUGUCAGUGAUAUCGUCGCUGCUGAACCGCUGCGGCGACCGCAGCGGCGGCGUCGCCACCAGCACCUGUCUCGCCGCCCUGCGCCGUCUGUGGCGCGCCGCCGCCCUCGCGCCACACUCCACCUGGGCCGCGCUGCAGCCCAAGCUGGCGCGGGACACCAGGCCGGCUGUACAGAUCAGUAUCUGCCAGUUGCUGGGCGAGGUCCCGUCCCUGCGGGCGGCGACGGGCGAGUGGGAGCGCCUGUCCCGCGAGGCGGCGCGGCGCCUGUGGCAGUGGGUGGCCGACUGCAACGUGCCCGACGUGGUGAUCGCGGCCUGCGACGCGCUCGCCAACUAUAAGCUCGAGGAUUAUAAACUUAUUGAUGUGCCUGAGAUAUACAGGAAGACAGUGAAAUUACCAGCCUCGUACUGCAAGACUCCUGCAGACGCGGCCAGGAAACCUGAAGAAGUACUAGAUUAUAUACCUUGUGAAAUCUGGCCAGAAGUAUUUAAGUACACGAACCAAGCAGCGUUAGCGGGCGUUCAGAGGCUGGCGGGCCGCAACAUAGAGCGCGAGCUGCGCGGGUACCGGAGCGGCCAGUACCAGCUCGACCCGCGCCAGGAGCCCGCCGCCCUGCUGCACCUGCCGCCCAGCAGCGUCGCCCGGGGACUCGUCCACUGCUUCCGGAAACAGGCUAUAUCUCCCUCAUACGAGUUCCCAGACAUAGUGCUACUGUCGAUACUGCGUGCGCUGACCAUGGAAUACCCGAAGCCACUGCCACCCUUCGACGUCUGCUUCCUGCCAGAGGUAUUCCACCGCGGCAGUGACUGGCGACGUGGCUGCGUUACAUUGGCGGCGAGACAGGCGCAAGUGUCGCAAUCUGCCCGGAGGAUACUUGAGAAUUAUUUACAGGGCGUCACUGCUGGAACUGCUGAGGAAACAGACGUGCUCCUAAUCUUCGAGAUCCUACCCAUCUUAUGUCGAGGGAUGCCACCGAACGCUCUCCGCCCUCCUCUAGAAAGAUGUCUAGCCGACUCGUUUGCAGAAAUAUCUCAUGUCAAAGCGAAAUCUAAAGGAGAAGAGAAAGAAUACUUGUUUAUAAAGCAGAUGGAGUGCAUCCGCCAGUGCUUGGACUGUGACAAGAUACACGAUGCCAAUAGAACCCUGCUGUCUCAAAUCGUCGAGCAUUACUUCUCGGAAAUGAAUGAUGAUAAUGUUGCCUGGCCAACCUACAUAUCGACAUGCUGCGCUCUAUCCAGUAAGUACCUGGAGCGUAUGUCGUCCCCCAGUGGGUGGUGGGAACUGUCCCCCAGCCUGCUACGUAAGGCGGCGUCACUAAGAUCCGCCCUGGCCACUAUGACGGACUGUGAGGCGCCCCUCAACUGGCUCAAUGAGAUCAUUGAUGCACAGGCUAUGGAGAUCACCGAGCAGGAGUUCUCCGUGGGCUGCCUGGUCCCCGCGCUGCAGGCGGCCGACCCUGACUCCGGCCACUGCGCGGACUGGAUGCUGCAGCUCAUGGGCCGCACGCAGGUCGCCUUCAAUGAGACGGAAGACAAGUCAGCGAAGCAGUACCUGUGCGACGUGUUCAUGGUCUGCGUGAUAGUAUUCAGCGGCGUGUGGAGCGUGGCGGGCGACGCCGUGGCGGCGGGCCGCGCCACGGCGGGCCGGGUCACGGCGGGCCGGGCCACGGGCCGCGCCGCGCGCCAGGAGCUGCUGCCGCCCGCCGUCGCCAGCUUACUGGCCAGGCCCGCCUGGCAGCCCUGUGCGCUACAGUUACUGGAGUGGCUGUGCCACUCGCGCACGGCCUGCGACAGCGGCGCGGCGGCGGCCUGCCAGCGCGGCCUGCUGGCGGCGCGCCACGCCGCGCCCUUCGCCACGCACCAUAUAUGGACACGACUGGAAAGUCACUUCGGCCGAGACAUUAUUAUAGACGAAUAAACAUCAAACAUUAUGUGUGUAUAUAAUACGCACCAUUUUACAUAAACGACUGAAUAACAUAAUUAUAAACAUUUAUGUUGACGAAGUAUAAUAUGAUUAUAAUCUAGUCAAAUAAACCUGAAUCCUUAAGUGUAUGACUGUAUGUAUAUGUAAAACUUCUUUAUCUUGAACCAGUUAGCCCUAAUCAUUAAGAACCAUGCUGUGAAUGGGCCGGCACGACGACGGGAGUGAUACCACGAACACGGGCUUACAAAAAAAAAACAACGUGUAACAACGCUACGCUUACCAAGGCAGCUAUAUAACUUGACAUGUCCUCUGUCCCCUAGACGGGAUAGAAGACGUCUAUAGAGGUUCUUCAUACUGGUCUUGAACUUCCUGCUUUACUUCGCCUCAUGUCAUUCCGAUGCCCGUCGCUCCUGCCAUCACAGUACGCCGCCAGGUUUGCCAAAGAUUGCUACGCUUCGGGAUUCCACUCCAAUGCUUGGUCAGGGAUGCAGUCGCGAUUUCUUCGAAGCCUCUCGUUCUUCAUUCAAUAUGGAAUUAUGUAGUGACACACCUUUGGACGGAGUUUAUGGAGUUUCUUGCCCGUUCUUCUCUACUCGAGUGUGUGCGUUACCCACACUAAAUGUUGUCAAAAAAACUAAUUAUCUAUAAGAUUUAAAUGACCAAUUUAAAUCUUAUAGAUAAUUAGUUGUGCGGCUUCUGUAAUUGUUGCGCACAUUUUUAAAUUUGUUGCGCUUAUAGUUUUUUAAUUAUUUAAAAAAUCAUGUUCUACGGGGGUAACGUUAUCCCAACCACACCUAUUUCUUUAUUACGGGGUACGUUUUUGUACCGGGUAACGUUUACGUACGUACGGGGUAACGUUUAUAACUUCGCAAACGAAGGUUUUUUUUGUGUGUAUAAUACAUGCAUAUUGCACCCGUGCGAAGCCGGGGCGGGUCGCUAGUUAAACAUAAAUAAAACGUAAUAAGACCUUCAAACCUAAAUAAAGGUUCUGUGUAAAACUACUUACGUCAUACAUUUUAGAAUUUGGUUUAAAUUAUUGUAUUUUUCUUUUUAUAAAUGUUAACUGUGAACCUGCGUAACUUGUAUUGUAUUAAUAUAAGAUUUGUUUGUAAUAAUAAUGUU
Molecule: messenger RNA, 4880 nt
Organism: Spodoptera litura
Lineage: Eukaryota; Metazoa; Arthropoda; Insecta; Lepidoptera; Noctuidae
Product: focadhesin
Biological process (GO): regulation of post-transcriptional gene silencing
Source: RefSeq, a predicted model, not a curated record